Sinocyclocheilus grahami is the source of this 1860-nucleotide messenger RNA. Its product is annotated as dual specificity protein kinase CLK4-like. Gene Ontology annotation, molecular function: ATP binding; protein tyrosine kinase activity; protein serine/threonine kinase activity. NCBI's taxonomy places the organism in Eukaryota, Metazoa, Chordata, Actinopteri, Cypriniformes, Cyprinidae. Gene Ontology annotation, biological process: regulation of RNA splicing; peptidyl-tyrosine phosphorylation. The annotation marks the transcript as partial. Gene Ontology annotation, cellular component: nucleus. The transcript is spliced from 25 exons. The record is from RefSeq and is a predicted model, not a curated record.
UUGCAUUUUCUUAACAGGCAUUACCUUGAGACAAGGAGCUCAAAUGAAAGAUUGGAAACUAAAGACAAGCGAGCUGUAUUCAGAGACCAUGAGGACGACAGCCUAGGUGCCUGUAAAGACAAGGAGAGAGACCGAGACCGGAAUGGAUCCAGAUGUCGGGAGAGAGACCGAGACUGGCACCAUUACAGCAAAUCCUCUGGCAACAGCAGGCGGAGCAGCCGGCACAGACACCGGCACCGGCACCAUCGCUCGCACCAUCACUCUGACUCGAGGAGCCAUCGCAGGAAAAGAUCCAGGAGUAUUGAGGAUGAUGAGGAGGGGCACCUGAUCUAUCACAGUGGAGACAUGCUGAGAGCAAGAUAUGAGAUUGUGUGCACACUUGGAGAGGGAGCCUUUGGUAAAGUGGUGGAGUGCAUUGAUCAUGAAAAGGGAGGAGCUCGUGUUGCGCUGAAGAUCAUUAAAAACAUUGAGCACUAUCGUGAUGCAGCUCUGUCUGAGGUUGAGGUGCUGGAGCAGAUUAACUCACUUGACUGUGACCGACGAUAUGCUUGUGUGCGGAUGUAUGACUGGUUUGAUCACCACGGGCACAUCUGCAUCGCCUUUGAGCUACUGGGCUUGAGCACGUAUGAUUUUCUGAAGGAAAAUAGCUUUCAGCCCUUCUCUGUCAACCACAUCAGGCACAUGGCCUACCAGAUCAUCAGAGCAGUCAGAUUUCUUCACAAGAAUAAGCUGACACACACUGACCUGAAACCAGAGAACAUCCUCUUUAUUAGUUCAGAGUAUGACAUCAAGUACAAUCCAAAAAUGAAGAGGGACGAGAGAACUUUGAAGAAUCCUGAUGUGAAAGUAGUUGAUUUUGGGAAUGCAACAUAUGAGCAUGAGCAUCACACCUCAGUGGUGUCCACACGACAUUACCGAGCUCCAGAGGUUAUUCUGGAUCUAGGCUGGAGUCAUUCCUGUGAUGUGUGGAGUGUGGGAUGCAUUCUUAUUGAGUAUUAUCUGGGAUCGACUCUAUUUCAGACUCAUGACAGCAAAGAGCAUCUGGCCAUGAUGGAGCGAGUGCUGGGCCCUAUACCGACACACAUGCUGCAGAAAACAAGGAAGAAGAGAUAUGUUUGCCAUGAUAAGCUGGACUGGGACGUUCACAGCUCCUCGGGACGUUAUGUUAGGAAGCAGUGCAAGCCACUGAGAAGGCUGAAUGAAGCGAUGCCGAAGUUGCGUGUGGUGAGAGACGUGACACAAGACUGCAACUGUCCUCCAGGUCCUCCUGGGAAACGUGGACGGAUGGGCAGAAGAGGAGACCCUGGACCCCCAGGCAAACCUGGGCGAGACGGUUACCCGGGUCCACUUGGUCUGGAUGGCAAACCUGGUAACCCUGGACCUAAAGGAAGCCAGGGGUUGCCAGGACCAAAAGGAGAUAAGGGUGAUCAAGGAGACACAGGGCCAAGGGGUCAUGGCACUCAUGCAGGGCUGCAUAGUAAUCAGAUUCUCAUUAAGGGUGAUCAAGGACAAGCUGGCCCACCUGGACCUCCAGGCCCUCCUGGAGCACCCGGUGCAAGAGGACCUCCAGGAAACACAGGGAAAGAUGGUCCACGCGGCCCACCUGGAGAACCAGGUGCUCCUGGACGAGAAGGAAUGGAGGGACAAAGAGGUUUACCAGGAAAACCAGGUGAAGUUGGUGAUCAGGGUUACCCAGGACCACAGGGACCCCCAGGGUCAAAGGGUGAGCAGGGAGAGCCAGGUCCUCAGGGUGACCGAGGAACCGAUGGUCUGCCAGGCUUAAAGGGAGAUAAAGGAGAUGUUGGAGAACAAGGGCCCCAGGGCGAACCGGUGAGGAACGAUGCAUCAUACGUUUAUUAA